Molecule: messenger RNA, 2455 nt
Organism: Xyrichtys novacula (pearly razorfish)
Lineage: Eukaryota; Metazoa; Chordata; Actinopteri; Labriformes; Labridae
Source: the annotation of a GenBank genome assembly
AUGUCUCAUUCACAAAUUCUGAUUGUGUUCCUGUGUUUUCUACCUUUGGCAGGUAUGUAGACACACACAUGAAACAUUCAAUCACUCUUUAAUUUUUGAGCUACUGAAUUUCAAGUUCUGAGGUGUGAUGUUGAAGUUUGGACUAUGGGUGCUUCAUUUAUUUCAUAAUUUAGAAGAACUUGUUUUUGGACUACAGUGACUAUUUCAACCCAAACUGAAAGAACAUUUUCAACUUCUUAAUAGAGCUAAGUAUGAACAAGAAAAGCAGCAGGCAAAGAUGGGUGUGUGAAGCUUCUCCUUGUUAUUUUGUCUUCUGAUUUUCAUACCAAAAUCCAGUCAGAACCAGUACCUUAAACUGGAACAAAUGUAUCUUAAAAUUGUAUAUAUAAAACAUAAUUCUAGUAUCGGAAAAUUGAGGAUUCUCAUGUGUUUGAAGUUUGAGUAUGUGGGACAACUUUAGAUAACGUUUCUUUAAAAUAGCACCAUAAGGAAGUUAAAUCAGCAGUAUUUGUAUGGUUAUCUUAAUAUCAUGAAUUUAAUUGAUCAUUUUGAAUAUGAGGGAACUAUGUCUCUCUACUUUAGUGACAUUUUGCAUCUCUGUCUUUUUUGUGAUAUCUGACAGUCUCAUCUUGUCAUUUGUAAGGACACUGAUACAAUAACCAAUUGUUGCUGCAUUUCCUGGAUAUCUAAUUAGUUUCUAAAACAAGAGAAUGGAUAUAAAUAUUUUCCUGUUGUUUUGUUUUGUUUUUUUUCCCCCCUCAGCAUCUUUGCAGUGUUACGCUUGUGUGUUCCCUGCCAUCUCUCCUCUGGACUGCCUGAAGUUUCCUCAGGAGUGUCCGGCUGGGCAGCAUUGUCUGUCAAGUACUGCCACGGGAAAACGGGGUGAGAAAGAAACAGAGCUCUCUCCUUCUCUCUCUUGUCUGUGUUUGGAAAAACGAGUUUAUUUCUGUGUCUGUAGAUGAGAUUUUUUCCCAGAAUCUGAGGCAUGACGACAAAUUGGCAGACAAAUCCUCAUUGUACACAACAUUUUGAUAAAUGUUAGGCACAGUGUACUCUGUAUUUAUGCAUGAAAUAGUUUAUGUAAUUGUUAGGAUAAACUGUGGAUUUAUAUCUUUACAUUCAGGCUGCGUCCAUCACUUCUAAAGGUCAGUGUAGAAAUGUAACCUCUUUCUGUGGUCACAGCUCCAGAACUAUUUACCCUGUGAAAGCUCUAUAUCAGGCCUUUACUCAGAGGCAGGUUUGAUGAGGUAUUCAGAUUAUUUUGUCCAGGAAAUAGAAAAAACUCUCAAAUCAAGAACAAAUAAUGAAAAAACAUCUGGAUUAAGACUACAGCUCUGUGUAUCUGAGUUAUGGACAUGAAUCCAUCUGAGGGGAAACAUUUAAGCCUAAUCCACCCUCGUCUCCACAGACAUAAUGACCAAAUGAGACAAAAGAGAAAGUCAGACGAUCGGGUCGCAGCAUCAUUUCUCUUCAGCCUGGUUGUCAGCUCUCUAAUUCUUCUGAUGCUGUCAAAUUAUCUCUAAAAAUAGAAAUAUGGGCGGGGACAAACAUUCUUGUUUGUGCAGAGGCUGAAAUCCCGCCCUCUUUUUCUUGUUCUUUUUUUUGAUAAGCACUUUAACCCCAACAUGCUCGUCCAUUUCUCAAUAUGAGUGUCAAGUGAUUCCUUUUGUAUCUACCACAAGACCCACAUAUCCUUCAACGUUACUCAACCUUUGCAAGCACACUUCAAUAAAGACGUCUGAUCUGAUUUAAAGUCAUGAGGCGAAAUAGGAAGAGAGUCUAAAAUUGAGUUUGUGGCGAUAGGUAAAAGAUGGUGCUGUUAAACAACAUUUCAAAUAUAUUCCUCACAUUUCCAAUCACAUUAGAUUAUAGGUAAAUGAGGGAGUUCUCACAUUAGUAAUGGUGGUUAAAUCUGGGGAAUCACACAUGAGACAAGAAAUCAAAUUGUAAAAAAAGCCACAAAAUUUGUCUAAAACAUUGAAGUAAUGGAGCACAAUGACUUUGGUGAAUAAAUACAGUAAAGGCUUUUUUCAGACCAUCAUGUCCAUGUAAAGUUAUGCAACACAAUCAAAUAUAUCAGAUAAAGAUUAGGUGCAGGUUUGGAAAUGUACAAGUUUUGUUUUCAUUCCAAAUCCGCUUCCUGAAAUGUUUUAAUAAAAUCACCACAGAGGGAAAAAUAUGAGAACUAUGAGACCUCUCCUUUCCUCAUCACUGAGUAAACUCCUCUCUCUCUUCUCUCACAGGUGCCCUUACGAUCUCAAUGUAUGAGAAGAGCUGUGCUGUUUCCUCUCAGUGCGGCGUGAGCGGACAGAAAUACACCUCAGGCCUUUACUUCAACUACACCAACGAGUGCUGUGACACAGACCUGUGUAACGGAGCCGUGUCCACUGCUGCCCUCAGCUGGGGAAGAGUCGCUCUGUGUCUGCUGCCUGCGCUCGCUCUGCUGCUGGCCUGA